Messenger RNA from Aspergillus calidoustus, 1865 nucleotides. The record is from the annotation of a GenBank genome assembly. Lineage: Eukaryota; Fungi; Ascomycota; Eurotiomycetes; Eurotiales; Aspergillaceae.
AGGGAAGGAAGGCGGGAUCCAGUCGCCGUUGUUGCAAAUCCAAAUUCCCUCGGUCGUCGCGGUCUCCAUUGUCUGUGCGAGGGGCCGCCUGUCCUGUCCCACCGUUCUCUGAUAAAGACCAGUGCUCUGUCCCGAGAGCCUGGUUGUCGGAUCUCCUCCCCUGCAGGUCUCCAGACUCCCUGCCAGCCAUGGAGUUGCUUCGCUUGCUCCUCGACCACCCCCUGGUCGCUGCUAGCGCUGCCUUUGCGGCCUACAUUGUGUCCAUUGUGAUCUAUCGACUUUACCUAUCGCCAAUUGCCCACUUCCCCGGGCCUCGCCUGGCCGCGCUGACGGUCUUUUACGAAUUCUACUGGGAGGCCGUGCGCAAUGGCCAAUUCACGUUUCACAUUGGCGAGCUGCACAAGAAAUACGGCCCCAUUGUCCGCAUCAGCCCGACCGAGCUUCACUGCAGCGACCCCGAGUUCUACGAAGUCAUUUACUCGCGCGACAGCCCCCGCAACAAAUAUGACUACUACCAGCGCACCUUCAACGCCCCCUACGCCCUCAUCACCGCCGAGGACCACUACCGCCAUCGCCUGAUCCGUAGCCAGAUGAACCCCUUCUUCUCCAUGGCGCGCAUCCGCGAGCUCGAACCCACUCUCAAAGCCCUCGUCGACAAGCUCUGCCGUCGCCUUGAAGAGCUCAAGGGAACCGGACAGCCGAUCAACAUCGAGUACCCGCUUACCUGCUACACGACCGACGUGAUCACGGAUUAUACAAUGGGCUCGGGCUACCACUACCUCGACGAGCCAGACUUUAUCCCGCAAUGGCAGCAUACGCUCUGCGGGACGGCAAAGACGCUGGUGUUUGUGCGCCCUGUCGCCUUUCUCCUACCUCUACUUGUCGCGAUGCCGGAGAACCUCACCGCGUGGUUGAACCCGGGUAUGGAGUUGUUUUUCGGCUUCCAGCGCCGCUGCCGGGCAAAGAUCGCCGAGAUCAUAAAGAACCAUCACGAGAAGGGCCCGCGGAUUUCCAUAGACGGCCGCGAGACUCUCUUUGACAAUGUGCUCAGCAGUAACCUUCCACCACAGGAGAAGAGCGAGGCCCGCCUAGCGCAGGACAUGCAGGUGUUUGUGUCCGCGGGUGCCGAGACAACCGCAAAGGCAAUCAGCUACAUCUUGUUCUAUCUGCACAACGAGCCGGAACUGCUCAAGAAGCUCAAGGCUGAACUGGAACCACUUGGCAACGACCCCAAACUCAUUGAGCUCGAACAGCUUCCCUACUUGACCGGCGUCAUGCUCGAAGGAAUCAGACUGUCGUACGGUGUAACCGCCCGCCUCCCUCGCAUCGCCCCGUAUAACGCGCUCAAGUACAAGGACAUGACCAUUCCCCCGGGUACUCCCAUCAGCAUGAGCUGCCUACUGAUGCACCACGACGAAUCCAUCUUCCCCGACUCAUACCGCUUCAACCCGGAGCGCUGGACGGACCCCGCUGAGAGGAAGAGGCUUGAGAAGUACAUGGUUGCUUUUAGCAAGGGGUCGCGCAUGUGUAUUGGAAUGCACCUCGCUCGCUCCGAAAUCUACCUCGUCAUCUCGAACCUUCUCCGUCGCAUGAACUUUGAGCUAUUCGAGACUACCAUCGAGGACGUACGUGUUAUUCAUGAUAUCUUCAUCCCAUUCGUCAAGAUGGAUAGUAAGGGUGUGAGAUUUUUGAUCAAGUAAGGGCAGAGAGACGAGAUCUAAUUUCUUGGAACAUUUAUGAUGAGUCUAUGACGCUACAUUGAGAAUCUACUAUGUUGAAAUCACGUCGACUUCAAGUUAGGGGGCCUAAAAGAAGUAGAAAGUAGACAGAGCGAUGUUCGAAAGAAACAGAUUGAAAUUCCCCCC